GUGUACUUCCGCUGCAGGAGGGCGAAGCAGCCGUCAUCUAUCCCCUCUGGGAGGUGAGUCAGCGCGGAACCUCUGCAUCUACGGCGAGCUUUCCUGGCCUGGGCGUUGGACUCGCAGGUGCCUGCCCUCGCUCUCAGUGAAGGGAAGUCGCAGAGGGCGGGGACGACGGUUUGCUUGCCCUUUGUUUUUAGGGCGGUGCAUGGGUCUCCAAGUUGGGAAUGGCUCCUGGUCGCACGUUUGGUUUGAAGGUCUCCCGGGCGCUCAAGUUCCCUCGCCUUCCCCACCUUCCACACGCUCUGCUGUCUUCUGGCAAUAUAAUCUUGUUCUGCCUUCCCAGGACCCUGCCCUUCCCCAGAAGGAGCAGGAGAAAAUGACCAAGUUUCAGGAGAUGGUGACAUUCAAGGAUGUGGCUGUGGUCUUCACCAGGGAGGAGCUGGGGUUGCUGGACCUUGCCCAGAGAAAGCUGUACCAAGAUGUGAUGCUGGAGAACUUCAGGAACCUGCUGUCAGUGGGCUAUCAACCCUUCAAACUAGAUGUGAUAUUACAGUUGGGAAAAGAAGACAAGCUUCGGAUGAUGGAGACAGAAAUCCAAGGAGAUGGGUGUUCAGGUGAGAACCAUGGAGCUCUGAGUCUUUGCGGGGUACAGCCUAGUCCUCUCCUCCUCACCACCUCCUCAGCCACCAGCCUGGCCCAAGACCCCAGAAUUCAUCGCCCUGGUUUACUGCAGCAGCUUGCACAUGACCUUCCUCCUUCUACCUCCCUCCAGUCCAUUCUCCACAUAGCCAGAUCAUGACACAAGAAUCAAAAUGAGAUAGAUACCCUUCAAGAAGUAAGAUUAAGAUUCCUUUCAUAUGAAGACCUUAUAUGCUGGCAAAUAUGGGAACAAUUUACAAGUAAAUUAACCAGUAAUCAAGACCUAAUAAUAAAUCUUCAAGGCAAGAGGUCCAAGUUGCUAAAACAAGGUGAUUCCCCCUGUCAGGUGUGGACAGGAGAAUCUAGUCAGGUCUCUGAAGAUGAGAACUAUGUAAUAAAGCUACAAGGGGAGAGUUCAAAUAGCAUAAAAAAUCAAGAGCUUCCAUUGAGGACCACCUGGGAUUUCUGGAGGAAAAUGUAUCUGAGAGAACCACAGAAUUAUCAGAGUAGGUGUCAGCAAAUUGAUGUAAAAAAUAAGCUCUGUAAAUGUGAUCAUUGUGUUAGGCAAAGAAUUGCUCAUCAACAUGAUGAUCAUGGAGUACACAAAAGAGAGAAAGCUUUUAGCCACAAUAAUUGUGGAAAAGACUGUGUGAAGGAAUCAUCCCAGCAUAGCAUAAUCCAAUCAGGAGAGCAAACCUCUGAUGAAAAUGGAAAAGGCUUAAGUGUUGGCUCUAAUCUUGAACUUCACCAGCAACUACACUUAAGAGACAAGCCUCAUGUAAAUGUUGAGUACGGGAAGGGCAUAGGUUACAGCUCAGGGCUUCCCAGGCAUCAGUGUUUCCACAUAGGAGAGAAAUGCUAUAGGAAUGGUGACAGUGGUGAGGGCUUCAGUCAGGGCUCACAUCUGCAACCUCAUCAGAGAGUCAGCACAGGAGAGAACCUCUACAGAUGUCAGGUAUAUGCCCGGAGCUCCAACCAGAACUCCUGUCUUCCCUCUCAUGAGCUUACUCACCCAGGAGAGAAGUUGUGUACAUGUGGCAGGUGUGGGAAGGGCUUCCAUCAUAGCUUAGAUUUUGACAUUCACUGUGUAGACAGUGCUGGAGAGAGAGCCUGUAAAUGUGAUGUAUAUGAUAAAGGCUUCAGUCAGACAUCACAACUUCAAGCCCAUCAGAGAGGUCACUCUAGAGACAAGACAUACAAAUGGGAAGUAAGUGACAGGAUAUUUAAUAGGAAUUCUGGUCUUCACCAGAGAGUUCACACUGGAGAGAAACCAUAUAAAUGUGAGGUAUGUGAUAAGGGCUUCAGUAAGGCCUCAAAUCUUCAAGCCCAUCAGAGAAUCCACACUGGAGAGAAACCCUACAAAUGUGAUGUGUGUGAUAAGAACUUCAGCCGUAAUUCCCACCUUCAGGCCCAUCAGAGAGUCCAUACAGGAGAGAAACCCUACAAAUGUGACACAUGUGGGAAGGACUUCAGUCAGAUCUCUCAUCUUCAGGCCCAUCAGAGAGUUCACAAAGGAGAGAAGCCAUACAAAUGUGAGACAUGUGGGAAGGGCUUUAGUCAGAGUUCGCAUCUCCAAGACCAUCAGCAAGUCCAUACUGGAGAGAAUCCCUACAAAUGUGAUGUGUGUGGGAAAGGCUUCAGUUGGAGUUCACAUCUUCAAGCCCAUCAGAGAGUCCACACAGGAGAGAAACCAUACAAAUGUGAAGAAUGUAGGAAAGGCUUCAUCUGGAACUCAUAUCUUCAUGUUCAUCAGAGGAUCCACACGGGAGAGAAACCCUAUAAAUGUGGCAUGUGUGGUAAGAGCUUCAGUCAGACUUCACAUCUUCAAGCCCAUCAGAGAGUCCAUACUGGAGAGAAACCAUACAAAUGUUUUGUGUGUGGUAAGGGCUUUAGUAAGAGUUCGUUGUCUUCAGAUUCAUCAGAGAGUCCAUGAUGGUGAUGAAUCUAUUAAUCAUGAUGAGUGUGAUAGGGGUGCUCUUCAAGACUUAGACUUCCCAUUUUCCUCAGAAAAUCCACACAGCACAGAAUAUUUAUAAAAUGUCAUGUUUUAAGAAUUCAUGAGCUGAGUUUUUAUAGUUAUCUGAAUUCCAUUGAAGAAAACCUAUUUUUGUAUGAAUAUGACCAGUUUCAAGCAGAGCCCAAAAUGUCACAGUUGUCAAGAGAACACACAACAGAGAAACCCUAUAAAGAAUGAUACAAUAUGUUUCAAUCAGAACCUUCACAUCCAAUAAGCAAUAUGCAGGAGUGAAGCCUUCAAAAUGAUAAGUAAGGUCAGAAUUUAGCAAAAGUAUAAUGAGGGACAUGACAAAAUCUGUGUCCACUAGAAUCUAAGCUCCAUGCAGGAACAUUGUUUACUGCUGCAUGAUCGUGACCUUGAACAAGUACCUAAGAAAUAGUGGCUUCCCUGGAAUUGUUUAACUUGAUAGGAAAAAUCUAUCAUAUAUAGGACAUAUAUUUGAAUAUUUUAGUGAGCUCAGCCCCAAUUCGUCAUUAUAAUUGUACUGGGAAAAGGAUUCUUGCAAGAAGCCUUAAAAUGAAUUCAAGGAAAUGACAUUUAAUUAAAACACAUAAAACCAA
This is a messenger RNA of Homo sapiens (human), 3210 nucleotides long. It is a transcript of the gene ZNF233, whose product is annotated as zinc finger protein 233. Gene Ontology annotation, cellular component: nucleus. NCBI's taxonomy places the organism in Eukaryota, Metazoa, Chordata, Mammalia, Primates, Hominidae. The record is from RefSeq and is a predicted model, not a curated record. The transcript has 5 exons. The coding region runs from base 200 to 793 and encodes 197 amino acids. Gene Ontology annotation, biological process: regulation of DNA-templated transcription.